Messenger RNA from Pararge aegeria (speckled wood butterfly), 681 nucleotides. RefSeq names its product larval/pupal rigid cuticle protein 66-like. The transcript is spliced from 2 exons. Gene Ontology annotation, cellular component: extracellular matrix. Lineage: Eukaryota; Metazoa; Arthropoda; Insecta; Lepidoptera; Nymphalidae. The coding region runs from base 11 to 580 and encodes 189 amino acids. The record is from RefSeq and is a predicted model, not a curated record.
ACAAAGCACCAUGUUCUCAAAGGUCGCAGUCUUCGCUUUAUUGGUCGCGGUAGCCAACGCCAGCGGCGGUUACAGCAGCUUCUCCUAUGGAGUGUCAGACCCCCACACCGGCGAUGUGAAGAGCCAGCAAGAGACCCGUGUCGGAAGCAACGUGGUCGGACAGUACUCGCUGUUGGAGUCCGACGGUACCCGCCGCACUGUUGACUACGCCGCCGACGCACACAACGGUUUCAACGCCGUCGUACGCAAGGACCCAGCUGUCGUCGCCCACGCCGCUCCCGCUUACGUAGCCGCCCCUGUUGCGUACUCUGCUGGAGUUGCUGCCGCUCCCCUGGCCUAUUCUGCUGGAAUCGCCGCCUCUCCCCUGGCCUACGGAGCAGGAAUUGCCGCUUCUCCCCUUGGCUACGGAGCAGGCAUCGCUGCAUCUCCCAUCGCUUACGGAGCUGCUCUCAACUACGGAGCCGCCGCUCCCCUCGCUUACGGAGCUUCUCCUUUGGCUUACAACUCAUACGCCGCCGCUCCCCUCGCCGCCGGCUACGGUGCCCACGGUCUCGGCUACGCUGGUCGUCUUGCCUGGUAAACCGUGGAUAAGUCCACCUCAACUGCGAUUCUAGUAACAAAAUAGGCAAUAUUUAAUUUGAGGGAGUCAAAUCUUUCACAGAUCCAAAGAACCUCAAUGCA